Messenger RNA from Trichomycterus rosablanca, 3345 nucleotides. It is a transcript of the gene ptpn3, whose product is annotated as protein tyrosine phosphatase non-receptor type 3. Gene Ontology annotation, cellular component: cytoskeleton; cytoplasm; cytoplasmic side of plasma membrane. Lineage: Eukaryota; Metazoa; Chordata; Actinopteri; Siluriformes; Trichomycteridae. Gene Ontology annotation, biological process: protein dephosphorylation. Bases 210 to 2747 code for a protein of 845 amino acids. The record is from RefSeq and is a predicted model, not a curated record. Gene Ontology annotation, molecular function: protein binding; protein tyrosine phosphatase activity. The transcript has 26 exons.
AAUGAACCGAUCUUGCUAGUCUCCAGCACCGCGGUGACGAAAGCUGCAUUCCUGAAAAAAACCAAACAAAAAACUUAGCGGAAGUUUACCGACACCUGCGAGUGGCUCUAACAUGGAAGCGACUGUCUUGUCGAGAAAAAUAUCAAGGCUACACCGAGAAGCGUAAGGAAGUGGACUUCAGUCGCAAGUCUGUUUUAGUGUGGAAGAAGAUGACUUCCCCAUGGUGUGCACUUGGAAACAAAAUUAGCUCACUUGGUUUGGUUGAUAUUUCCAAACACACACACAUGCCAAACUCUGGCAUAGUAUGUAUUGUGCUUUUUCCUGACAGCUCAACACAAACUUUCACAGUCAGCAAACACGAUGCUGGGCAUGUUUUGUUUGACCUUGCUUGUGAACAUCUGGGCAUAACAGAGAAGCACUAUUUUAGUCUCCAGAUCAGUGAAGAUACCUCUUCUUCACCUAGGUGGCUGGACCCCAGCAAACCUUGCAAAAAGCAGUUUAAAGGUUCUGCGCCAUUCUAUUUAAUAUUCCGAGUGCGUUUUUUUAUCUCUGACCCCAACUCUCUUCAGCAUGAACAGACCAGGCACUUUUAUUUUUUACAAAUUAGGAAAGACAUUCGGGAGGGCAGAUUAAAAUGUCCCUUAAGCUCUGCUGUGGUACUGGCAUCUUAUGCUGUGCAGUCUGAGAUUGGAGACCAUGUCCCUGAGUCUUCGGCUGGGUAUCUUGGUUAUAUUUACUUUAUUCCUGAUCAGGACAAGGAGUUUCUUGGCAAAGUGGAAUCUCUGCACCCUCAGCACAAAGGACUUUCUAAGAGCGAGGCAGAGUUGUGUUAUCUGAACACGGCUCGAACGUUAGACCUGUAUGGAGUCGAGCUUCACAGUGCACAGGAUGCUGGUAAUCCAUCACUCUGGAUUGGGAUUGCAUCAGGUGGUGUGGCCAUGUUUCGGAAUUUGGUUUGCUCUAGCUUCUUUCCUUGGAUCAACAUUAUCAAGAUUACGUUCAAAAGAAAAAGAUUCUCCAUCCACCUACGCCGGAAACAUGGGGAGGUUGGGCAGCAAGUAGUUUCUCUUUCCAUGCCCAGCUGUCGUGCCUCUAAGAACCUUUGGAGAUCCUGUGUGGACCAUCACUCUUUCUACAACAGGAAAAACUCCCAUGCCAUCUCCAAACCUAGGUCUGUCCCUCUGUAUCGAAAACUGGUAGGUGAGGUCAUGUGGAACCCGUUAAUUAAGUCUCAUUCUACUGAACAUCUGGAAACCAAGAGUCUUCCUUCAAGAUCUCCACCCAGUACACCUAACUGGCGAUGCCCUCGUUUGCGACAUGACUUUCGUAUGCCGCGUCCGUCCUCAGUGGACAAUCUUACCAACGAGAUGAGUUAUUUAACUGAGAGUGAAGAUGUGUUCUAUAGCUACAGGAAACCUCAGGAAGAUGAAAAGUCCAGCAGUUUGCAAUCCCAGUCUGAUGACAUCACUUUAGAUGAGGAAGACUGGCAGAGUGUGUGGGAUAAGAAUAUGGCAGCUGAUGGGGAGCUACUGCUAGUCAGAAUCAGCCCAGACAAGGAUGGCAAAUUUGGAUUUAAUGUCAAAGGAGGUGUGGAUCAGAAAAUGCCUUUGGCAAUCUCUCAUGUAAACCCUAACUCACCGGCUGCCCGCUCUGAGCCUGCAUUACUGGAAGGAGAUCAGGUGCUGUUAAUAAAUGGACGUGACAUUUCAGAACACACACAUCAGCAGGUGGUCAUGUUCAUUAAAGCCAGCAGAGAGUCCCAUAGCAAGGAACUUGCUCUGCUUGUACGGCGAAAAGGCGUCUCUGUAAGAGCCGACACCCCCCUGCAGUUUGGUGCUGCUCUCAGUCUUCCAGAAGAAAUUCCUCAGUCUCCAAGUCAUCCACCCGGAGAGUCACUGGAAGAGUCCAUGGCCCGUCUGGAAAAGGGGCUGAACUCUGGCACUUUGCUCAUGCAGUUUGAGAAGCUGAACAGGAAGAAAGCUGGAUUGUUAAUGUCUUGUGCAAAGCAGCCAGAGAACAUGGACAAGAAUCGGUACAAAGAUGUUUUACCAUAUGACAUCACCAGAGUGGUGUUACAGGAUGAGGAGGAUAAUUACAUCAAUGCCAGUCAUGUAAAGACUGAGCCAGUGGGUAGCAUGCUACGAUACAUGGCAGCACAGGGCCCGUUGCCCCACACCUGUCUUCACUUCUGGAGGAGCGUAUGGGAGCAAGACGUCAGCGUUAUCAUCAUGCUGACCACACUGACCGAGAGAGGACGGGCUAAAUGCCAUCAGUAUUGGCCCCAUCCUCCUGAGGUGAAGGACUAUGAGUAUCUUCAAGUAUGCUGUCAUUCAGAAGAGUGCAACUUGGCCUACGUCACCAGAGAACUGACGCUCACAAACACUCAGCUGGGUCAGCAGCGCUCCAUUACACAUCUACAGUAUGUGGCCUGGCCAGAUCAUGGAGUUCCAGAUGAUUCUUCAGACUUCCUAGACUUUGUCCGGGCAAUGAGAAGCAAACGACAAAACACUGAACCACUUAUGGUUCAUUGCAGUGCUGGGAUUGGAAGGACAGGUGUACUAAUUACCAUGGAGACGGCCCUGAUCCUGAUGGAGGGGGCACAGCCAGUGUAUCCUCUGGAGAUUGUCACUUUGCUGAGGGAACAGAGAGCCAUGAUGGUCCAAACCUCGUGCCAGUUCAGUUUCGUAUGUGAGGCCAUCCUGCGUGUGUACAGAGAGAGAUUCAAACACAGCCAAACCAGCAGCUGACAAGAGGAGAACAACAGGCACUGAUAUGCAUAUGAAUAUAAUAAGAGGAAAAACAAAGGGGUAGUGGGUAUGAUGGGAUUUUUUCUUCAUAUAUUGUAUUUCCCCAGUUUUUCUUAGCUCUUCUAUUCUCACUGGUGCAGAAAACAAAAAAGAUAAGUAUAUAAACAUUAGAAUUAACUGUUAUAUGCAUCACGGAGGGGAACAUUUCUUAAUUUUUGAAAAGAAAGAAUUGCUAAAAUGUAAUUUAAAUAGCUUUUAUAGGGUGGCUGAAUGUAAAUUGCCAUAGAAAGGUUUCUUGUAAUUCCUAAUAUAUAAGUUAGCCAAAGUUGCCUUACUGUGUCAAAGUUAAAAUAGUGGUACUAAACCAGAGCAAUCAUUUAAGCACUUUUGACACUGUUGCACCACCAUGCUGCUAAUAACCACAUUUCUAUCUACAGAAUUGUACAACUAGCAAAUCUGAGCUGUGUCGGUCUUUAAAGAGCAUAAUAAAAGCACUUUGACACUCUUAGACCUGUAUGAUUCUACACCACACACACACGAAAAUUAUACUACAACAAUGUCUGUUUAUAAAUUAAUAAAAAUGUUGAUUUAUAUUCAU